CGAGCCGCGACGCGGCGAGCGCGCACCGCGCUUUACACAUAACAAUACUAAAAAAAAUUUUAUUGCAGCAAACCUACACUAUACAUACCGCAACGGCGACAAUAAUAGUUUAAGUAAAUAAGUGUAUAUCAGUGAAAGUCUCUAAACAAAUGUGACGUAAAGUGUGUUUUUAUAAAGUGAAAGUGCGCCGAAUUAGUGCCGACGCAGCCGCUCGACCGCACGCUCCGGUCCGAGAACUGGCGGGAAAAAAGUGAUUUAAAAAAAAGUGCCGACGUGACGUGAACUGGCCUUUGCGGAUUAAAAAAGUUUAAAAUUCGAGUUUAACACUGGUCAUCACAGUUGGAGCGGAAUCAAAAAGAAUAACUGUCAAGGCUGCAAGGAGUUGGAAGGCUGUAUAUAAUAUAGGGGAUAAAACCGCCCCCGGCGUUCGGCCAAUGGCGGGGAGGGUGCCGCCCUCGCGCGGCGUCGCGCCACACGUCGGCGUCGCGUUGCUCCUGCUGCUCGCAGUUGGGUCAGCGUCAUCGCGUCGGCCAGAGCCGUACUACGGCAGACUGAUCGGAAGGUUAAACCAAUACGCACACGGCAUCAAGGGCACCGUGUACGCCGUGGAUGAGAGCACGGUUUUCAUCAGGGGCUUCGCGUAUGACGGCACAGGCCCCGACGCGUAUUUCUGGGUGGGCGACACCCCCCAGCCCACACCUGAGGGUAUCCUUGUGCCCUACCCUGAGGAUUAUGACACUAGCAAAGACCCGCCAAUCUUGUUAGCGCACUCGAAUUCUGACAUCCUACUGCGGCUGCCGGCGGGCAAGCGGCUGCGGGACAUCAAAUGGCUGAGCGUGUGGUGCAGGAGGUUUACCGUGAACUUCGGCGAUGUAUUCAUCCCCGCGGGGCUGGACCCGCCGCGGCCGCGGGUACUGCCCGAGUUCAAGCGACUCGCGCACGGCCUCCGCUCGGGCAACAUCAGCGUGCUCGACGCCAAGACCUUCUACAUACCGAACCUGCACUACGACGGUGCUGGACCCGACGCCUACUUCUGGGUCGGCAACGGGUCAGAGCCUAAUCCUUUUGGAACUAAAGUGCCAAAUGAAGUAGGUUCCCUCAACCCUCUACGAGGGUACCAAGGCGAGGACAUCGAGAUCCAGUUGCCAGGCAAGUUGACAGCGUACGACAUCGACUGGCUAGCCGUGUGGUGCGUGGAGUACCGGCACAACUUCGGCCAUGUGUACAUACCCAAGGACUUGGACGUACCACCAGCGCUGGGACAGACGAAGAUCACUACAAGCUCUACCACAUCGCAAACUCCUUACACAACGACUAAUAAUUGCAAAGAGAUUCUCGAUAAAAGGCUGCAAGUCCGAUGGGAAGUGCAGGGCGACCAAGUCCAGAUAACACUAUCAGCGCGUCUGCGCAAAGACCAGUACAUGUCGUUUGGGAUAUCUGGGGCUGAAGGUCGGCCCGCCAUGCUGGGGGCUGAUGUCGUCGUAGCCUACUGGGACUCCAAAGGCAACCAGCCCAAAGCGUCGGACUACACGAUCACGCACCUGGCGCAGUGCGACGGCGAGCGCGGCGUGUGUCCCGACCACAAGCUCGGCGGCAGCAACGAUGUAGUCGUCGUAUCUGGCAGCCAGAAAAACGGGAUAACCACAAUAACGUACCGCCGUCCACUCGCCGCCAAAGAAUCCUCGAAGGACAAAGAAAUACUCACAUCCAGGUCUCAGUCGGUGAUCGCGGCCUUCGGACCCCUGAACUCGAAGCUCGAGGCAAACGCUCACUCCUUCAUGGACACAACCAGGCAUGAUGUACAACUCGACUUCGGAGCUACGAACGACAACACGUGCAUCGGGCUGGCGGAGCUGGACGAGCGCGGGCCGCAGCCGUGGGCGCCGCGCGUGCUCUCCGGACUCACCAACUUCACCGCCAGGAUCGGACCCGCCGGCGGCAAGCGCGGCUACACGCCUGUUACCGACCACGACAUUAUUGAUGGAUUCCUACCUUUCGGUCACCCAUCGUGGGGCAUCGCGUGGUACAUCAACGACCAGCUCAUCCCGGAGAUUUACGUGGAGCGAGGGAAGACGUACACGUUCUUUGUCGAAGGCGGCGAUGACAGAACCAAUCCAGCCAAAUACCAUCCGUUCUACAUAAGCGACUCGUCCGAAGGCGGGUUCGGCCAGAAGAAGGAAGAGGACCAACGCAAGCAGCGCGUGUUCGCCGGCGUCGCCUACGACAACGAGGGAUACCCGUAUCCCACGGCUGUGGGUCGGUACUGCGAGUGGACGCACAAGACGGUGGACCAGUGGGCGAAAGCGGAGACGUUCGAGGAGUACAUGCAGACCUUGCAGCUAGAGUGCAACAACGGCGAGCCCGCCGCGCUCAACUGGACUGUCGCGCACGAGACUCCCGACCUUGUCUACUACCAGUGCUACACACACAAUAACCUCGGUUGGAAGAUCCACGUGGUGGACCCAGGCACGGCAGUCCCAAUGCCCGGGGACCAGAAGGCUCGGAUGAACACGGCGACAACUUUCCCGCCAUUGUCAGCUCUCUCUCCGCUUGUCAUUAUGACAGCUCUACGCAACAUGGCUGCCAGAUAAGGAUUCGUUCGGUAACAAGCGGCGAGUUUCGUUUGAAAAAGAUUUUAUAUUUUGUAAUUCGAUGAGAAUAUUAUAAAAAAUACCUCCUUAUCAAUUUGGCAUUUAAGACAAUUUAACUUAUUGUCCUAAGUAAUUAUGGAAAAUAAAAGAUUUCAAUAACAUAAUUUAAAAAUAGGGGUAGGUAUUAGAGAAAUUAGAAACAUGGCAGUAAAUGCUACCUUUUGAACAAGAUCUCUGAAAAAUUACCUACCUUUUUUUUACACAAUACUAUGACACCAAAAAUUAAUAAAAAUAAUACAAUGGUGUUUUAAAACAGUUUAAUUACCAUGUAUAUGUACAUUGUUUCUACUAUCAUGAACGAAACUCGCCGCAUUUCCUCUGUACAGGUAAUAAAUUGGGUAACCACGUCAAUCUUACACGAUAUCAAUUUCAUAUCAAUCACUGAAUGCGUGUUACGCAUCUCUUAAUUAAUGUAGGCUUUGGAACCUUGUAGUAGAUAUCGUAAAAUGUGAUGCGUGGCCUUUCCAGAACAUUCAAGUGUAUUUAUCUGUCGUUGAUAUAUUUAUAGUAGUUUUAGAUCAUUUUAAAGAUUUUACUGUUUUUCAAGCUUAUAGCUGGCUGAAACUUAUAUCUACAAUUUAAUAUUUUACUGAUAUUAUAUUUAAAUUAUACUUAGAUGUAGGACAGAUUUUGGAAUGACGAGAAUUUGAUGGAUAGAUUUGGGCCAAAAUAAAUGUGACUGGGUUUUUCCAUCUUAAAAAAUUAAGUCGCAGCUCGGAGUUAGGAAGUUGUCAUAAAUUUAUAAAUUCAUAAAACUGUUCGUCCUACGCCUGAUCUUUCUCAGGUCAUGUCGCAUUGCCGUCUCACUGGACUAUGAGAAUGAAGGAACAGAGAGUGCACCUGUGUAUUGCACACACAUUUGUACACUAUAAUAUCUCCUGCGUACUUGGAUGAUCUCCGUUGAGAUCGACCGCCGUGGUCGAAAUUCGGUUAGGGAGAAAUCUAUCAAUUGUUUAAAGUACUUAGAAUACAUAUUAAGGUAUGAAAAGUUGUAAUUAUUCCAUGUAAUAAUUACAACUUUUCAAAUUCAAUGAACUAGCAGCCGAGCAAGCACCUAAGGUGAUGGGUACCAUUCUUUUUAUUAUCGUCCAUCAUGCGUGCUUGCUUGUACAAAAGAGAUAUUGAGCAAGUAAGUUUGUUCGACCUUAUUCUUAAAUAAUUGUGGAAGGGAGUUAAAUGGUAUAUAUUUUUCCUCUUCUAGUUCGUCUUGCAGGUCAUGUCGUAUAAUGACCACACAAAGCAAUAUUAAUGAAUGGCUGCUCAACUUAUUUAAAUUGUGAUUUAACAAUUAAAGCAGAACAGUACCUAAACCAUUCAAAGACUUUUCAGAUUGGUAACAAUAUUUUUAUAGGAUACGGAAAAGAGCCCUACGUUAUGCCUAAUUCGACUAAACAUAGAUAUGUGAAGGACAAUAACAAAACAAAUAUAAAUAUUACACAAUAAUUUUUAUAGCAUUAUAUAUCGCAUUUAUUACAUCUGAAAAGGUUACGCAUCAUUUAUUAUUUAAAAUAAUUAUAUUAUUAUAUUGAUUGGAAUUGAUUGCGAAGUGUUUCUGAACUAUCGAUAAAAAAAUCAAAUGUCAAAAAUAAAUGUUGCUACG
This is a messenger RNA of Manduca sexta (tobacco hornworm), 4251 nucleotides long. RefSeq names its product protein Skeletor, isoforms B/C. The record is from RefSeq and is a predicted model, not a curated record. Lineage: Eukaryota; Metazoa; Arthropoda; Insecta; Lepidoptera; Sphingidae. The coding region runs from base 435 to 2591 and encodes 718 amino acids. The transcript has 16 exons.